This is a messenger RNA of Phytophthora nicotianae INRA-310, 1928 nucleotides long. RefSeq lists its product as hypothetical. The transcript has 4 exons. NCBI's taxonomy places the organism in Eukaryota, Oomycota, Peronosporomycetes, Peronosporales, Peronosporaceae. Gene Ontology annotation, molecular function: phosphatidylinositol binding. The record is from RefSeq and is a predicted model, not a curated record. The coding region runs from base 61 to 939 and encodes 292 amino acids.
UCCAAAAGUGAGCCAUUUGUUCGUCACCAUCUGUGUAGCUGUGCGCAGUCCUUGUAUUCGAUGCAGUGUCCCAUUCGUCUCUUCCGCUGCCGCUGGAAGUCGCCACUGUUGAUUUGGCUGCUUUACUGUGUGAUUACAACUCGCGCAGAACCGGCGGAGUUGGCGCCGAGCCCGGAGCCGCCCGAGAUGCACAGCGUGUCGACCGAGCAGGUCCUUAUCCUGGCCGUGGACGCCCUGUUCCUCUUCGUUGGCAUCGUCUACGGCUCAAGAGUAUUAGCACCGAAGCCCAUGACCUAUUUGUCUGAGAUUGCGUUCCCCAUGGACUUCUGCGGGAAGAUGGCGGCGUCGUUCACGCUAUUCUUGCUGAAUGGGCUGUGCUGGCUAUACCAAGAGAUUUUCUGCUCUUGGCUGCUGCUUCAUCGACCGUUUGGCCAAGAUCAGCAGAAUGUUGUGGCAGUGAUGGAGACAUUGGUUUGGGGCACGUCGUCGAGCAUUUUGUGGAUGGAGUAUCGGCGGGGGCUCACACCAUCGAUGUAUUUGCGGUUGUUCUGGACCGUUAAAUGGUUGGAUGCCACAUUUGUUUUGGUUGUGAACGGAACAUUCAGUGGGAUCUCAAAUGAGAGCAAAGAGGACUCCUCUUCGUAUGUGACCAGCAUGGUGUUUGGUGGUGUGUGCUAUGCUGCAUCCGCUAUCCUCGUGCUCUUCAUGUUUGUGCGACCUACCACUGUCACCCCUGAAUUUAUCGCGUAUUCAACCGAGGUGAACACGCCAUCUGCUUAUCUCAAUUCGACGCACCAUCAACCCCCUACCUCACUGUAUGGAUCCUUCAAGGACUGGGAACUUCUGGCGUAUGUAAGUUCUUCACACGAAUUAUGUGUUUUUGGUAUAUACAUUUCUAAGUGUCUAUCUUAUUAUGCAGCCGUCGUCCUCCAAGAGUAGCGAAGAUAAACCGAUGCUUGACAUCACGAUCCCAGCCACCACGUCUUCAAUUUGGGGUAACAGGCAAUUCGUCUCCUUUAAGAUCGUUGUGCAGACCGAUGAAGAUCACUGGAGUCUUCGUCGACCUUAUAGUGACUUUGCCGCUCUUCACGAUGAGCUUCCCGAGGAAGUUGGUGCAGACUGCCCCUUACCACCAGAGGAGUACGACGACAGAAAACUAAUUUCAUGGAAAGAACGUCCUCGAUCUCUGAAGUCACGCCUUGAAAAAUAUCUUAAGCAGGUGUUGCAUCACCCAAAGCUAGCACCGUACGCGUCUCAAGCUCUUUGCGAGUUUCUCGAGAUGGUAAGUUUGCUGUGUAGUUUAUUUUACUCAUUGUUGUCUGGUGACGCCGUCGUAUUCGAUCAACAGGAAUAUGUCGAGGACAUUGCAUCUGUGCGCUCGUAUCAUACAAAUUCGAUAAUAUAAACUACAUGUAAGUAAACGUAAUGAAAUUGGAUUUGGGGGGAGACGGGAACCUGUGGCUAGCUACCAUUCUCGUCGGAAAAUGCGGCAACGAGUAUAAGUGUAGUCGAGUAUCCUGUUUUGACGGAAUGGAGUACUUAAGUUGGUGGUGGCGAUGCCGGUAGUAAACCCCUUAAAAAAUCAAUGAUUGUCACCCAAGGCAAAUUCGUCUAUGAACAGAAUGUGUCGAACCAUCCUCACUAGCAUCUACGACCGGCCAGAUACCGUUGACGGGAAGGCAAUCUCACAAGAAUUCACCAUCUUAGCGAAACGUAGCGAAUUGAGCGUUUCGUCACGGUGCUCUCCUAGUGGUGAGAGAUUGCAGAUCAUAAGCGUCUUGCUGUCUCCACCAAGCGAGGAGCUCAAAAAGUGGGUCAGCUUCGAGUCACGGAAAGGGACGUGUGUCGACUGCAAAGGUAGCAGUAGUUAGUUUACUUAAACGCAAACAAAAGCAAGUGUGCAGAACACACCUUUUUCGCGAGAGCAC